AUGCCCUCCAAUGACCGCUACCCAACCCUCCCGAGUCGGAUGCUUCUCAUCACCUUCAAAAACCGUCUGAAAGGGGCGCAGAAGGGCCACAGCCUUCUCAAGAAGAAGGCCGACGCCCUUUUAAUUCGCUACCGCGCGACGAUGCAGGACCUCCGCCGGGCGAAGUUGCUGAUGUGCGAUCAGGUCAAGGACGCCUACUUCACCAUCACCAAGGCCCAGUUCAUCCUCGGGGACAUCAGCCUGGUGGUGCAGGAGUCGCUCAAAAUCCCAACCUAUUGUCUGCGGCUGAGGAUCGAGAACGUGGCCGGGGUCCAGGUCCCGAGCCUCCACCCGGAAGAGGAAAAAGGGGGGUUCCCCACGACAAGCGGCCGCCCCGCCGUCGUGAACCUCGCGGCGGGGAUCGGCAAGGGCGGGGAGCAAAUUCGCGAGGCCCACGACGCCUUUCAACACACCCUCGACCUCCUCGUGCAGAUCUCGUCCUUGCAGUCCAGCUGGAUUACGCUGGAUCUCGCGCAGAAGGUCACGAAUCGCCGCGUGAACGCCCUGGAGAAGGUCGUGAUUCCUCGCCUGCAAAACACCCUGAGUUAUAUCACCUCGGAGCUCGACGAGCAGGAACGGGAGGAGUUCUUUCGCUUGAAAAUGGUCCAGAAGAAAAAGAAAAGUCUGGCCCUCGAAAAGGAACAAGAAAGUCUACGGCAGAAAACGGCAUCCCCGACAGCGAUUCAUGUGAAUCCAGCCGACGGGUUGAAUACUUCGGGUGCGAAAAAUGCGCUUUUGGAGGAAUUCGAGGAUGAGGUGGAUGAGAGUUAUUUGGUUGUCUGA
Molecule: messenger RNA, 822 nt
Organism: Phytomonas sp. Hart1
Lineage: Eukaryota; Euglenozoa; Kinetoplastea; Trypanosomatida; Trypanosomatidae
Source: the annotation of a GenBank genome assembly